AUGUACAGCACAUUGGUGUCGACUUUUCAGGAGGAAACGCAAGAACUAGUGGAUAUUGCCAGUAUAACCCUCAGAGAAGUGGAAGUUGAUUUAAAGUCCUGGGAGGACAUUAUGCUACGAGACCGGGUUCCCGAAAAAUCCGUGAAAAAUAUAGCUGCCAUUUGGAAAAACCUUCUUAAGGUGAAGGCUGACGUGGAGCAAAUAAUGGAAGCGCUAAAGAAUUCUGGAACUCCGUCUUCUCCCUCGGGUGUCCAGGGCCCCCGCUUCUUCCGUAGUCGAGCCCGUGGGCACUUUACUCAGCCAGUGAGUAUUUUCUCCAAAUAG
Dibothriocephalus latus is the source of this 324-nucleotide messenger RNA. The record is from the annotation of a GenBank genome assembly. Lineage: Eukaryota; Metazoa; Platyhelminthes; Cestoda; Diphyllobothriidea; Diphyllobothriidae.